Molecule: messenger RNA, 630 nt
Organism: Drosophila persimilis
Lineage: Eukaryota; Metazoa; Arthropoda; Insecta; Diptera; Drosophilidae
Gene: Srp19
Product: signal recognition particle 19 kDa protein
Exons: 2
Coding region: 63-560 (165 amino acids)
Biological process (GO): SRP-dependent cotranslational protein targeting to membrane; SRP-dependent cotranslational protein targeting to membrane, signal sequence recognition
Cellular component (GO): signal recognition particle, endoplasmic reticulum targeting
Molecular function (GO): 7S RNA binding
Source: RefSeq, a predicted model, not a curated record
AGGCUGAUUUUGAAUAACAAUCUUUUAAAAUUACUGAUAUUUACAAAGAAAUCAACGUGACAAUGGCAGAACCACUUCCCAUGCGCAUCAAUUGGAAUCCUGAUUUGAAACACAACCAAAUGGAGCGCUGGAUAUGCAUUUACCCCGCCUAUAUCAAUAGCAAGAAGACUCGCCAGGAAGGUCGUCGGCUACCCAAGGAGAACUGCGUCGAGAAUCCACACUACCACGAGAUGCGAGAUGUUCUGUCGGUGACCAACAUGCACUUUCUGGUGGAGACACUUAAAUAUCCCCGCGAAAUCAGCAAGGAGCCGCAAUUCCGCGGUCGGAUUCGCGUCCAACUCCGCAAUGCCGAUGGCACGUUGUGCAGCAAAGACUUUCCCUCGCGAGAAUCUAUCAUGCAGUACAUUGCCGGUAAAAUACCCCAGCUGAAGACGCGCCAGAACAAGUCGGCGGAUUCUUUCCAUCAGCCCCAACUGCAGUCAAGCGGCUCUGGAGCUAGCGGCGGCGGGAGUGGUGGUGGUGGUGGCGGCGGCAAGAAGGGCAAAGGCAAGCGCCGCUGAUGAUUUCAAUCAUGUUUUAAAUGACAUUUGUUUAGUUGGUUUCUUUUGUAAUAAAUUCUGUAAACAGAAA